AUGACCCGCCAGGGCACCCAGCAAAAAAAGAAGCGCUCCGUCCGUCGCAAGGUCGGCAAUGAUGCGAGUGGGAACACUCUCGAGUUGCAAGCGCUGUCCCUCGAUGAUCCAUCUGACCAAGUCCAAGCUGCCGGUGAUCACAUGAUGCUACCACCUGCUAGCCAGGAACCCAUGCCACGAGCCAAGAAAAAGCGAGGGUCCAAAACGAUCAAGAUCUACAAGGGCUUUCGAUAUUGCAAGAACUGGUACUCGACGAAGCACAUUGCAUAUCGCUGCAGUACUUCGAAGACUUCUGGCUGUAAGGCCACGCUCAAAGUAACCCCGGCCGCUGUUUGGUGGGUGGAGGGUGAACACACGUGCCGUCCGGUCCCGGUAUUGAAUGGGCAACUCAAUGAUGAGACCGACGCAAUGAAACGAACUACAGCUCAGCUAGCAACCCAAAAUCCAACAAUGCCAGAGGGCGACAUUUGGGAGCAAGUAUGCGAGGCGUUCUACGGUCCCGAUAGAGAAGAGCUGUUAGACGGAUUGACAGAGGAGCAAGUUAUCGGGCAUAUCCGUCGCAUUCGCCGCCGAUACUACGGUGGUGAUAUUCACGGAGUUGUGGAAGUCCCUCCCUUCUCCAAAGUGAAAGACUCGGCCAUCCCAUUCUUCCGGUUCCAUUUGACUGAGUCCAUGUACGACGAUAUCCUGCAUCUCAUCUACCGCGACACCGGCAAAAAGCUCAAUCCUGCAGAAAUUGUAUGUGAUUUCGAGUUUAGCCUCAUCUCAUCUGUUCAGACCCGGUUCCCGAACGCUGAAGUGGUGGGCUGUUUCUUCCAUUUUAAACAAGCCAUUCGCCGGCGACUGAAAGACGAGCGCAUCUCCGACGACGAAGUGACUAUCGCUAUGGAGUCUGGCGUCUUGGACAUUCUCACUGUAAUUGAUCCAGACCUCGUCGAUCCGAAGGGCAUCGCUUGGGUGAAGCAGGAGAUCAAGCAGAGAAAAACCUGGCUUGAGCGAUACUACAUCACAGAGUGGAAUGUGUUUGGUAUCGCCAAUACUAUCGUGGCACGCACAAACAACCCCUUGAAGAGGUUUAACAGGGAGAUGAACGCCGCGUUCAAGACCCACCCCAAGCUUCGACACUUUGUUUCUACAAUUGCCAAAAUUUCAACUGCUUACGCGCAGCGGCAAGCCAACAUCACGCGCGGUCUACGCAAGAAGAAACAGCGUCCACCACGCAUUGAGUUGCCGGCUGCCCCUAGUUUGGCGCGCGUGUUGGCGGCCUUGCUCGACUUAGCAACAUUUGAAGUUCCGCCUGAGUCGGAAGAUGAAGGUGACUAUGAUGAGCUUGGCGACCUGUCCGACGGCUCCGACGAAUCAGCUCGUAGUGGCGAAGCUGAUCACUCUUCGGAGGAAGACGAGCCAUCCCGAAAUGCGCAGUCGGCCGAAGACUUGCAGCAGGAAAUUGAUGACCACGCUAACACUUACAACUUCUUCCUUGACUCGGACAGUGACCACGAUCCAGAUGAAGAAAAUGGCGUGGCGCCUGGGCUCGUGGGCAUGUUGGCGUCUGGAUUUAUGGUUGUGAUGGCGUCUGGAUUGAUGAGUAUGUCGGCGUACGGAUCCAUGGCCAAGGCGGCGUUCAGAUUCGGGGGCACGAUGAACGUGCGCCCGCGGGCGUCUGGCGCCUAG
Messenger RNA from Phytophthora sojae, 1674 nucleotides. RefSeq lists its product as hypothetical. The transcript is spliced from 4 exons. The record is from RefSeq and is a predicted model, not a curated record. The coding region runs from base 1 to 1674 and encodes 557 amino acids. NCBI's taxonomy places the organism in Eukaryota, Oomycota, Peronosporomycetes, Peronosporales, Peronosporaceae.